Symbiodinium necroappetens is the source of this 960-nucleotide messenger RNA. The record is from the annotation of a GenBank genome assembly. NCBI's taxonomy places the organism in Eukaryota, Dinophyceae, Suessiales, Symbiodiniaceae.
AUGCUCGACGUGAUUAGCAACCGGAGCAUCUCCAUUACUUGGGUGAGACGUUUGGGAACUCUGCCCAGGUUGGAAGAGGCGAAGUUCUACACAUCUCUCGGUCUGCACAGCCGUGAGGAUCCUCAGUGGCCUCUCAUCAGAUGGGUUGGAACUGAGGGGCAGUACGACAUGAUGGUCAUGGAUUUGCUUGGGCCAUCACUGGAUGCAUGCUUCAAGCACUGUGGAUCAUUUAGUUUGAAGACUGUACUGACAGUCGCCAUUCAGAUAAUCGACCGCCUCGAAUACGUGCACAACUGCGGCAUUUUGUACAGAGACAUCAAGCCGCACAACUUUUUGAUGGGUUUGGGAGCACACAGCAGCAGAGUCUACAUCGUAGACUUCGGGCUUGCAAAAAGAUACAUUGACAAGCACGGCCGGCAUAUGGCAUGUUCCAGCAAGAAGCGGAGCGGCGUAACCGCUCUCCUGAGGUACAGCUCGAUCAAUGUGCAUGAAGGGAUUGACGCGAGUCGUCGCGAUGACUUAGAAGCCACAGGCUACAUGUUUGUGCAUUUUCUUCGAGGCGACUUGCCUUGGCUUGGCCUCAAGGCUCACUCCAAAAAAUCGAAGCAUAAGGCCAUCGGCCGUGUAAAGAUGCAGACAAGCGAUGAGGAGCUUUGCAAGGGAUUCCCUGACGAAUUUCGUGAGUUCAUCGCCUAUUCGAAGUCACUGGGGUACGCUGACCAGCCAGACUACGAAUACUUGCGUGGCCUUUUCCGAAAGCUCUUCGAAAGGCAGGGCUUUCGCUUGGAUGGCCAGUUUGAGUGGACGGACAAGCCCCUCCCUCCACCGGACAAGCGGAAAAAGAUGAAGUCCUGCUCGCGCGACCUGCGACUACUUCGGGAGGCAAGGGCCUGCCAAGAGGCUCAGGCUCUGGGUUUGCCGGGGUUCCGGGCUAUUACCGGCAUUUAUGGGGUUUACUAG